Wasmannia auropunctata (little fire ant) is the source of this 582-nucleotide messenger RNA. RefSeq names its product ribosomal RNA-processing protein 7 homolog A-like. The transcript is spliced from 2 exons. Gene Ontology annotation, biological process: rRNA processing; ribosomal small subunit assembly. The record is from RefSeq and is a predicted model, not a curated record. NCBI's taxonomy places the organism in Eukaryota, Metazoa, Arthropoda, Insecta, Hymenoptera, Formicidae. Gene Ontology annotation, cellular component: UTP-C complex; CURI complex. Gene Ontology annotation, molecular function: RNA binding. The annotation marks the transcript as partial.
GCCAUGUGCCGUCGAGCUACGGUCGAGACUCGAGAGGUGUACGAAUUUAAUUUGUGAAGUGCGAUACUGCGCCUCUGAGGGGGAUCAGAAAUCCAGAAGGGAAGAGAAAAGAGAAUCGUCAUUUACUUUCCAUAAUAGCUAUCUUUUAUCUACGUUAAAAAUUUGCGAAUAAUAGGUUACCGUAAUAGUGAGGUUAGGUUUUGAAGAUGGUUACAAAAGCCAGUAAACAGACUGCGAGAGGCUUUAGAACACUGUGGAUCCGCUUCGACGCGGACAGCUCCGACAAGCACCAGCUCUUUUUCAAGGAACACUCCGUGAGAAAUCAGGAGCCGGAGUAUCCCAGGAAUAAGACUCUCUUCGUGUUGAACGUACCGCCGUACGCGACCACCGACUGUCUGAAACAUGCGUUCGAUAAUCUCUGCGGACAAGUGCGGUCCGUUACGUUCUCAAGUGCGAGAGGGUUCAAAACUGCGUACAUCGUUUUUAAGAAGGAAUCCUCGCUGGACAAGGCUAUGGAACUUUCGAAGGACUCCGUGGUCACGUUGAACAGCGACAAAAGUGUGUGUCUCACAGGAUUAGAAA